This is a messenger RNA of Mesocricetus auratus (golden hamster), 4375 nucleotides long. RefSeq names its product zinc finger protein 395 (gene Znf395). Bases 300 to 1808 code for a protein of 502 amino acids. Gene Ontology annotation, cellular component: nucleus. The transcript is spliced from 10 exons. Lineage: Eukaryota; Metazoa; Chordata; Mammalia; Rodentia; Cricetidae. Gene Ontology annotation, biological process: regulation of transcription by RNA polymerase II. The record is from RefSeq and is a predicted model, not a curated record. Gene Ontology annotation, molecular function: RNA polymerase II cis-regulatory region sequence-specific DNA binding; DNA-binding transcription factor activity.
CGCGUGGCCGGGGGUGUGUCCCCGCGUCUAGCUGGCUGGCUCGCGGGCGGACUGGCUGCGAGCGGCUCGGUGCGCUCCCUUCCCGGGCGGGGGAAUCCGGGCCGGGUUGUGGCCGCGGCCGCGUACGUGAGCGCAGUGUCCCGGAGAGGGAGGGCAGGCCGGCCAGGUGGGCGCGAAGGCGGCGGCGGCGGGAGGCGGCGCAGUGCAGGGGCCGCGCCGGUGGCGGGCAGGGCCGCGGCCGCUGCAGGGAGCCGAGCUGUCCGGGCCAGUGGCCGGCCGAGCAAAGCAGAGUAUCCAGCAUGCUGUCCCGACGCCUUGGUAAGCGCUCCCUCUUGGGAGCCCGGGUACUGGGACCUAGUGCCUCUGAGGUGCCACUAGGGACCAGCUUGCCUUUGGAGCCACAGAUACAAGUGCCUGAAGGAGCCACGCCCCAGCCCUUACACACCUCUAAGGACCCUGUGUGCCAGGAGCAGCCCAAGGAAGUCCUCAAGGCUCUGGGUACCUCAGGCCACCCACAGGUGGCCUUUCAGCCUGGGCAGAAGGUCUGUGUGUGGUAUGGGGGUCAGGAGUGCAAGGGCCUGGUGGAGCAGCACAGCUGGGCUGAGGACAAGGUGACAGUCCGGCUGCUGGACCAGAAGUUACAAAUUUGCUGUAAAGUAGAAGAGGUGUGCCUGGCGGAGCUGCAGGGGACCACACCCCAGGUGCCGGCCUACAGACCCGUGUCUAGGAACAUCGAUGUUCCCAAGAGGAAGUCGGAUGCAGUGGAGAUGGAUGAGAUGAUGGCCGCCAUGGUGCUGACGUCUCUGUCCUGCAGUCCUGUCGUGCAGAGUCCUCCUGGGACUGAGCCCAUCUUCUCUGUUUCCCGUGCAGCUUGUGGUGACCCGUGGAAGGAGAGUGGUGACGUGUCAGACAGCGGCAGUAGCACUACCAGUGGGCACUGGAGUGGGGGCAGUGGCAUCUCCACCCCUUCGCCGCCCCACCCCCAGGCCAGCCCCAAGUACCUGGGAGACGCCUUCGGGUCCCCCCAAACUGAUCAUGGCUUUGAGACUGAUUCUGACCCGUUCCUGUUGGAUGAACCAGCCCCACGCAAGAGGAAGAACUCUGUGAAGGUGAUGUACAAGUGCCUGUGGCCCAGCUGUGGCAAAGUUCUGCGUUCAGUCGUGGGCAUCAAGCGACAUGUCAAAGCCCUCCACCUGGGGGACACCGUGGACCCUGAUCAGUUCAAGAGGGAGGAAGACUUUUACUACACAGAGAUGCAGAUCAAGGAAGAGUCUGCUCUGGCUGUGGCUGCCCCCCCUGCCCCUGGGGCGCCCAACAGCGAGCCGGCCCCCGCCUCCCGUGUGAGCAGCCCGUCCCUUGCUGCUCUUGCAUUGCCUCCUCCCAAAGCCCAGUCCUCGGGCCCAGAGCACCCCGGCCUGGAGUCUCCCCUGCCUUCAGUUGCACUCAGCAAGUCAGCUCCUGGCUCCUUCUGGCACAUUCAGGCUGACCACGCAUACCAGGCUCUUCCAUCCUUCCAGAUCCCCGUCUCUCCCCACAUCUACACCAGCAUCAGCUGGGCUGCUGCCCCUACCACCACCUCCCCCCUCUCUCCGGUCCGGAGUCGGUCACUCAGCUUCAGUGAGCCCCAGCAGCCGCCAUCCACAGUGAAGUCUCACCUGAUUGUCACCUCCCCACCCCGGGCUCAGAGCAGCUCCAGGAAAGCCCGUGGAGAAGCCAAGAAGUGCCGCAAGGUGUACGGCAUAGAGCACCGGGACCAGUGGUGCACAGCCUGCCGGUGGAAGAAGGCCUGCCAGCGCUUCCUGGACUGAGCCCGCCUCGCCCGGCCCCGCCCCUCGCCCGGCCCCGCCCCUCGCCCUGCCCGGCAGCCAGGGGGCCUCCAAGCCUGCAGCCAUCAGCAGAACACAGAGAGAUGUGGAGUGCAUGUGGGCAGCCGGGGCUCCAUUGGCUAAGAUUUAACACUUAGAAAACACUUUCUCCCCCUUGUGGGAGUGUUUUAUUUUUUAAAAAAAGAAAAUAUUUUUCCCCCUAAAAUAGGAGAGAGCCAAAAUUGACCAAGGGUAUUCUGCAGCGAACCAGAGACCAAAGAAUUACCCCCUCCCGCCCUCUUGGGAACUAGUUUGUAUGCAUCAAAAGUAGGCCAGGAUGCCUUGCCCAGUUUUUGUGCUGAACGGGUGCAUCCAUUACUCCUUUAGCUAUUCCAGAAUGGACUGUGAGUAAAAUGAAUUUCCCUUUCUUAGGAAACAAGACCUUUCUGGCAGGUGGAUGACCCAGGGGGCAGUAGCAGGACUCUGGGAAGGGCAGGGGUCUGUACCUGGUGAGAUGCAGUGUCACUUCUGUUGGAGCAGCUUCUGGGGCUGGAAGAGAGACACCUUCUUACCUUGGCAACCUUUGGAUCUGGGUCCCCUCAGAUGUUGGGUUGCAUGCCAGUAAACUUUAUGUGGCUUCUUCUCAAAGCCUGUCCCCAAAAAUCCCGAGCCAAAAGGCUAAUAUGAAUUUAGUUUAAGAACAUGUCCUUGAAACACUACCCUGAGCAUCCUUCCAGCUCUGAGAGGAAGUGUGGAGGGUCUGCACAGAAACUUUGCUCCCACCUCCCUGAGGUCUCUUCCCUCCGGAGUGUCACAAGCUCUAGAAUGUCUGUUCUUCUUGUCUGAUGUGGAACUCUUUGAUGAGGAAGACUUCUUUCCCUCGGGGGUCUCUGGUACAUCCUAGCAGACUUGGCCUCUGUGCCUGCUAAACAUGACUUCCAGGACCCAGCUGUCUUACUGAAGUCCCAGGUAUCAUAGGCUCAGGGAGUGCCACCAGGCCACCUCUCCAGGGCCUGAGCAGCAUUGACUCAUUAGUUGUCACAGAGACCAUCCUCUUGACCACUGGAGGCAUUACAUGGGAAACGCAUGUCUACUUUUUAUUCUGAGACACACUAAGUUCUGUUCGAAAACCCGAGAACCUAAGAGAUUGUGUGUGUGAGGUGAAGGUUAUAGUGGUAGCCCGGCUGCUGAUGGAGGGGAGAGACACUAGUUUCUUUGGUAGAGGGAUAUUUUUAUAACAAACCAGGCCAGACAGAGGCGACCCUGGGCUCUCCUGCCCCUUCAACCUCAUAGAUAAUUAAGAGCCAGCAGCAGAAGUUUCUCUUCUUUCCUUACUUCCCAUGAUGCUCAGCUUCCAGUCUUACUGGCGAGAGGAGGGGGGAUAUAGAGACACAGAGAGAAAGAGUUUCUGGACAUGUAGAGACCUCACCAGGAAGCUCUCCUCUCCCCUUCAUAAUCCAGUGUGAACUAAGCCUCCACUUCAGCAGAGACCUUGUAAUCCCAGCCUUGGUUUGGAGCUUGCAGAUGUAACUGACUAUAAUGAUUUUCUCCAUUUGAAGCAGGCUUCCUAUGCCAUUGGCGUGCCAGGCAGAAAAGUAAGAGGGGGAAGAAAAGGAGUUGACGGGAUGGUUUGAAAACUGAGGAGUUUCAAUUUAGUUCAGUUCUUUAUUCCAUUUCUGUGCAGCCUCCCCAUUUGUUCCCUCUCUUUUCUGGCGGUGACGACCUCCCAACCGCUGUUGUGCACCCCGCCCCCUUCAUCUUGAUGCUUUUGUGUUGGUUCCUGGGUUUGAAGGGCAAGGGUGACUUGUGAGCACACCCAGCCAUCAGGCCCACCUCUGUCAUCUCUGUAUCUCCCUGCUUCCCAGCCCCGUGGGUUUGGAGUCUGACUGGGUGAAGGUACCACAGGUAUGCUUUUGAAACCAACAGGACCUAGCUUGCAGUUACCUUGGGAAACUGUCUAGCCGUGUUUCCGUCAUUCAGAGCGCUCUCAGAGUUACCUUCAGACUUGGUACCUCGUUGGGAGCACCCUCAAGCGAGCGUGCACCAUAUCAAUACUGUGGUGUGAGUUCAGAGGUACUGUCUGUGGCUAGCCAACGUCUCAGGUACAAAGCCAAAGGGCUCUCUGGUAACAUAGGCUUGGAUCAAUGAUAAGGCUUUUAACCUGGCCCUGAACAGUGCUUCGAGCAAUGGCUGCCUUGUCACAGUGAGUGUAUAGCUCGACGCCUUAGGACCCUGUGAAAUUAGAGAUGGAAACUGAUUUUGUGGAAAAAAUCUGUUGUGUUACUUUCUGGUCACCCCAGGUCUGACUUUACCAGGGGCAAAAAAGAAAAAAAAAGAGAAAAAAGAAAAAGAAAAAAUUUAAAAAGGUUAAAGCAAAACAAGAAGGGAGAAGAAUCCCAUCCGUGAAUUUGUCUCAUUGGCGCUUCUCCCCCUCCCCCACCCCAGCCCCGCUGUCUUCCAAGUAUUAUUUUUACUGUUAAGAUUUUUUUUAAAUGUGAAAUGAAAUGUAAUGUUUUUACAGCAAUGAUAUGAAAUAUAUUUUAUAAGGAAUAAAAUGGUACAUUGUCUGA